This is a messenger RNA of Lactuca sativa (garden lettuce), 892 nucleotides long. RefSeq lists its product as uncharacterized. The record is from RefSeq and is a predicted model, not a curated record. NCBI's taxonomy places the organism in Eukaryota, Viridiplantae, Streptophyta, Magnoliopsida, Asterales, Asteraceae.
GCUCAGUCCAUGACCACCACUCAUCGACAGAUAUCUCUUGAUCUCUCCAUCUUCGUUUUUCAAGGCUCAAAAAAACAGAAAAAAGAAGCAACAUGAAGAGCUUCACCCUGAGAUCUCAGUUUUACACCCCAACUCACAUUAAUCUCAUCGCCAAUAACCCUUCGUUUCUCGUCUCCUCCAAAACGAAAUCACCAUCUCUCUUAAUCAAAAAACCAAAGUCCUCAUCACAAAUCACUAAAUCCCCUUCAAGAAUUAAACUUUCUAAUAGACCCCUGUUGAUUGAAUCAGAAACAGUCAAAAUCACAGAAAAACCCAACGACUCGUCUUCAAUUGAGAAGUUAUCUGGAGAUGAAGAACUUCACCUCUUAGACUUAUCAGCAGAAACAGAGAUAUUCAUCCCGUUUGGCGACAAUUCGAGGUAUGUGAUAGUAGGAGCUGUGUCCCUAGGGUUCAUGAUGCUUCUUAUGGGUUCCGAUAACCACCAAACGGCAUUAGCUUUUGGGCCAGAAGGGCCAUUGAUGGAAGAUUUUUGGGAUAAUAUGAGAAGAUAUGGGCUUUAUGCAUUGACUGUGAGUACUGGUGUUCUAUAUGCAGUUUUUCAGCCUCUUUAUGAGUUAUUGAAGAACCCCAUUUCAGCCAUUCUUGUUUUGACAAUUCUUGGAGGUGGAUUUUACAUUGUUACUCAAGUGGUUUCUGCCAUGAUUGGUAUCAACGAGUUUAGUUAUGAUUAUUAUUACUAGUCCAAUGCCCAUGACGAUGGUAAUCAUGAACAUGGUUAAUCUAUAGUGAUUUUGUUGGGUAAUAGCAAAUUACGAUAGUUUUGAUCUGUUUCUUGUGUAAUGUAUAAUGUAAGAUGAUAAUAGUUGGGCAUACUUAUCACCUUAUCCGUGAA